Ipomoea triloba (trilobed morning glory) is the source of this 690-nucleotide messenger RNA. RefSeq lists its product as uncharacterized. NCBI's taxonomy places the organism in Eukaryota, Viridiplantae, Streptophyta, Magnoliopsida, Solanales, Convolvulaceae. Bases 1 to 690 code for a protein of 229 amino acids. The transcript has a single exon. The record is from RefSeq and is a predicted model, not a curated record.
AUGUCAAAUCUUACAAAUCUUGAAUUUGUGGGACUUGAUAUGUCUGGAAAAAAUUACCUGUCAUGGGUAUUAGAUGUUGAAAUGCAUCUAAAUGCAAAAGGUCUCGGUGAAACCAUUAAAGAAAAUAAUGAUGCCUCGAUUCAAGAUCGAGCAAAGGCAAUGAUUUUCAUUCGCCAUCACCUUGACCAAGGGUUGAAAGAUGAAUAUCUUACUGUGAAAGAACCCUCUGAACUCUGGAAAAAUUUGAAAGAAAGAUAUGACCACCAGAGGACAGUAAUUCUCCCAAAAGUCCGUUAUGACUGGCUUCACUUGCGUUUGCAAAAUUUUAAAACUGCGAGCGAAUAUAAUUCUGUUAUGUUUAAAAUAAGCUCUCAGUUGUUGUUAUGUGGGGAGAAUAUGUUUAAAAUAAGCUCUCAGUUGUUGUUAUGUGGGGAGAAAAUCACUGAUGAUGAUAUGCUUGAAAAAACCUUCUCUGAGAAAAUCACUGAUGAUGAUAUGCUUGAAAAAACCUUCUCUAUUUUCCAUGCAUCGAAUAUGGUGCUACAACAGCAAUAUAGAGAGAAGUGUUUUACUAAAUAUUCCCAGUUGAUUUCAUGUCUUCUGGUGGCUGAACAAAAUAAUGAGCUGUUGUUGAAAAACCACGUUGUCAUACAUCAAAGCACUUUGUGGACCUCUAUCAGGCAUCCCUGA